AUGUAUUCGAACUCGAACGCCUUCCUCGGAGGCGGCGGCCAGCGUCCUGGUGCCCAGCAGCAACAGUAUGGCGGCGCCUUUGGGGCCGCACAGCAGCCCGGGCAGCAACCGAGCCCCUUUGCGCCGCAGCCCACUGGCUUUGGCCAGCAACAGCCGCUGCAGCAGCAGUACACCGGAUUCCCUAUGCAAGCGCAGCAGACUGGCUUGCCUCAGCAGCAGCCGCUUCAACAGCAGUACACUGGCUUCCCGGGCCAGCAGCCUCAGCCUCAACAGAGCUUCCAGACUGGCGCGCCUCCCAUGCCCUCGAUCCCUCCGCAGUUCCAGUCGCAGUUCCAGCAACAGCAGCAGGGUCAACAGCCUCAGCAGCAGAGUUCCCCUUUCCAAAGCCAACCGCCGCAGCGAACUGGCUACUCGACCUCGCCUCAGCCGGCGAGCGGGCCUUCGCAGCCUCCCCCGCCGCCAAUGAAGCCUCAGGCUACUGGCUUCAAUGAAAUGGCGGCUUCGUUCCAGACCGGCGGCACGCCCAAGCCAGCGGGGCGCAGAGGCGAAACCAAGCCGAAGCCAAACAAGAUCCCGAACAUCAGGUUGUCGUUCAUUACGGCGCCUGAUCAGGCCAAGUUCGAGACCUUGUUCGGGUCCGCCGUUGGCGAAUCGACAAUGACCAUGUCGGGGGAGAAGGCGCGUGAUCUCCUGAUGCGAUCGCGUCUGGAUGGAGAUUCUCUCUCGCAUAUCUGGACCCUCGCCGAUACCACCAGGGCCGGUCAGCUCUACUUUCCCGAAUUCGCACUCGCAAUGUAUCUUUGCAACCUGAAACUUACGGGCAAGUCCCUGCCUCCAACCCUACCCGAAAACAUCAAGAACGAGGUUUCGAGCAUGGUAGACAUUAUCAGCUUCAGCGUUGCAGAGGACGCGCCAUCUUCUGCGCCAAGCGCACCGACGCCCAGCGCUCAGCAGCAGCAGCCAGCGCAGCCGUCCAACUCUCAAAUCUUGUCAUCGCAAAUGACAGGUUUCCCACAGCAGCCGAGCCAGGGUCUUCAGCCUCAGCAGACAGGCUUCCCUGGCCAACAGGGCCUGCAGGCUCAUCAGACUGGCUUUCCUGGCGCCCAGAACCCCCAGGCUACUGGAUAUUCCGGGCCUCGCCCUCCUAUGCCUCCUAUGCCGACUGGUUAUAACCAGCCCGCUGCCCCUCUGAACGCCCAGCCAACGGGUCGACCUGGUCAGUGGGGUCUUGUCAACGCGCCCGACAGUGGUCUGCCGAACAUUGACGCCUUGCAGGCACGCAUGAUGCCUCAGCAGGGACGGGAAGCAGGCAAUUUUACUACUCAAGGCUUGCAGGGCAAUGCAGUGAUUCCCUGGGCCAUCACCAAGGAAGAGAAGACCCGCUACGACUCUUUAUUCCGAGCUUGGGACGGGUUGGGCAAGGGCUACAUUGGUGGCGAUCAAGCCAUUGAGAUCAUGGGCCAGAGUGGACUCGAGAAGCCUGACCUGGAGCGCGUGUGGACCCUGGCUGAUCACGGCAACAAGGGUCGCUUGAAUCUCGACGAGUUUGCGGUGGCCAUGCAUUUGAUCUACCGCAAGCUCAAUGGAUACCCACUGCCCAACUCGCUCCCUCCCGAGCUUGUGCCACCCUCUACGCGCAACUUCAGCCAGUCCAUCGGCACUGUCAAGUCUAUGCUCAGCCGGGAGUCGGAUGACCGCAAGAACUCUGGAGCGGCCCUCUUGCCCCAGAAGACUGGUGUAAGCUACAUGAAGAAUCGGUCGUUCCGUGGAGGUGCCAAUGUGGGCGCUGCUGGUCGCAAGGAUGCCACUGUCUUCCGCAACAGCGAUGAGGAGUUUGGAUACAAGUCAAGCGCACGUCGCAGGGUCGGCAACGAUUCGCCGCGACCAAGCUCACCUGGCUCUGUUGACUCCAGCGACGAUCUGACUCUGGACCAGCUAAGGAAGAAGAUACGCGAGAAGCAGGUGCUGCUCGACGCGAUGGACUUCAAGGACGAAAAGCACGCCGAGGAAGAUGACAUCCUCGAUCGGCGCGAUCGUGCCGAAGCGGAGGAGCUAUACCGCAGGAUCCGCCGAAUCCAAGGAGACAUUGACGCCCAUCCCGAUGCUUCGCCGUCCUCCGGUGAUUCCGAGGCCGAGAGGCGUGCUAUGAAGCGUCAGCUCCAGAAUCUGACGGACAAGAUCCCCGAGUUGGCGUCCCAGGUUCGCAGGACUGAGAAGGCAAUUCAAGAGACCAAAUUGGAGCUGUUCCGCCUUCAGGAUGCCAAGGCCAACCCCGGCAGCGCAGCCUCUAUUGUUGGCACGGGCCCUGGCGGUGUUGUCACCGAAUCCGACCGCCUCAAGGCCCGCGCUAAGGCCAUGAUGCAGCAGCGCACUGCGGCUUUGACGGGAAAGAAGAUUGAUAAUCCCGUCGAAAGUGACGACGCUGCCUCGAAGCGCCUCGAGGAGGAAUCGAUCAAGGCCAAGAACGAGCGCGAGGCUAAUGAGAGCAUGGUCCGUGACGUUGAGGAGAGUGUUCGUGACUUUGCCCGCGGUAUUGAGGACAGCCUCAAGGAAGGGUCUCAGGAUGAGUCCAGCCAGCACGAAAAGCGCCGCUGGGAGGAUGCCCUUGGUGUUGAGGAUGAUGUGCGCGACUUCAUUUUUGAUCUCCAGCGGGAAAGUCGCUCUGCCCGCGUCCGUGCACAGGAUAAGCGCACUGCUCGCCCUUCAGCCCCUGUUGAGGAGACUCGACCUGAGCGUGUGGCCAGUCCUCGUGUGGACAGCCCAGUCUCGACGUCUCGCACCGGCAGCCCCGCCGCUUCGGGUGGCUCAUAUGCGGCUUACAAGACGCCUGAGGAGCGCGCCGCCUUUAUCAAACAGCAAGCCGAGCAGCGUAUGGCUGAGCGUCUGGCGGCCCUCGGCAUCAAGGCGCCAUCAAAGCCCGGCGAGAGCGCUGCGCAACGCGCUGAGCGAGAGCGGGCUGAGCGGGCUGCGAAGAUGCGCGCUGCUGAAGAAGAGGAUGCACGCCGUGAGCAGGAGCGCCAGGCUCGUCUCGCUGAGGAGCAGGGCAUUCCGCCCCCUGCCACGGAGCCUGAAGCCGCCAAGGCCUCUGCGAAGAAGCCCCCUCCACCUCCUACUCGCAAGGGAGGGGCGGCGCCCAAGGCCGAGGAGGACGACGCGGCGAACAAAGCCGCUGAAGAGCAGCGCCUUGCUCAAGCACAAGAAGACCAACAGCGCGAGACCCAGCAAUUGGAGGACGACGUCAAGGAUGAAGAGGACGAAUUCGCCAAGGAGCAGAGAGAGGCCGAUGCUCGCCUCAAGGCACUCGAGGAGCAGGUCAAGCAAGGCAAACUGCGCAAAGAAGAGGAGAAGAAGAGGAAGAAGGCCGCCAUGGCCGAGGCCAAGGACAAGGAAGCCAAGCUGGCAGCCCGUCGUGCUGAGAUUGAGGCAGCCAGGCAGCGCGAGCUCGAGCUGCAGCGACAGCUGGAAGCCAUGAACGACGACUCGGACUCCUCGUCCGACGAUGAAGGCCCCCAGCAGAUCACCCCUCAGGCCUCGACUCCGACCAUGGGUGGCAGUCAAGCUGCCAGCCAGGAGCUUGAGCGCAAGGCCGCGUCGCCGCCUACGACCGCUGCCGAUGCUGCUCCCGCUGUCCCCUCGGUCGUGACAUCGCCUCCGACUGAGACGGAGAGCAAGAAUCCCUACUUCAAGAUGAUGUCCCAGGCACCCGAGACGACAUCUCCUGCCGCCGCUCCCUCGGCGCCAGCGGCUCCUUCAGCACCAGCGGCUCCUGCUCCAGACGCUUCUACAAAUCCGUUCCACCGCAUGAAGCAAGAGCCUCAACCAGCACCCACUCCUGUGUCUAGGAAGCGUGCUGAUUCCGAUGACUGGGGCUCUGACAAGGAAGAAGACAGCUCCGACGAUGAGGACGAUCGUCCCGGAGGCGGCAACGCUGCUCAACUCGCAUCCAUCCUGUUCGGCACAAUGGCCCCCCCGCGACCAUUGUCUGCUCCUGGCAGGGACUCUUCGCCCGCCACACCUGGUCAGGAUGCGCCGAUUGCUGGACCACCACCACCACCUCCUGCUGGUGAUGCUCCCGCUGCACCACCACCUCCGAUGCCUGCGGACGAUGCGCCUUCUGGGCCACCACCACCGCCUCCUCCCAUGCCCGGAUCAGACGCUCCCAGCGCUCCUCCCCCUCCCCCCCCUCCUAUGCCUGGCAUGGCCUCUCCUGGUGGCCCUCCACCGCCACCUCCCCCUGGCGGUCCUCCUGGGCCGCCUCCCCCUCCUCCGGGAGGCGCGCCUCCACCACCUGCGGCCGGUGGUGGCCGGCCAGCUGGCUUCCUCGGUGAGAUUCAGACAGGCAAAUCCCUGAAGAAGACCAAGACAAAGGACACCAGCGCCGCUGCUGUUGCUGGCCGCGUCCUGUAG
Molecule: messenger RNA, 4407 nt
Organism: Emericellopsis cladophorae
Lineage: Eukaryota; Fungi; Ascomycota; Sordariomycetes; Hypocreales; Bionectriaceae
Product: Actin cytoskeleton-regulatory complex protein-like protein
Exons: 3
Coding region: 1-4407 (1468 amino acids)
Biological process (GO): endocytosis; actin cortical patch assembly; endosomal transport
Cellular component (GO): plasma membrane; actin cortical patch; mating projection tip
Molecular function (GO): actin binding; calcium ion binding
Source: RefSeq, a predicted model, not a curated record